GCUUGACUUGAUCUUCGGGCAAGACUUUCUGAAAAGAUUCAACCCCGAGAUCAACUGGGUGAAUCGCACCGCAAGCAUCUACAACAAUGGACGGAGAGUACAGCUACCCAACUGGGACGAUACUGGAGAUAUCCCAGUGGAGACACUCGCACGAUUCGAGAAAGACGUGAAGCGGACCGACACCGGGUUCCUGGCGAUAGCAACAGAAGUGGAGAAUGACGGAGAGAAAGCCACGGAAACUCCAGAAAAAAUCAAGGAAUUACUGAAGGAGUUCCAAGACAUUCUUCCCGACGAUCUUCCGAACGAGCUACCGCCAUACCGAACGCAUCAACACGAGAUCGUGGAGGAACCGGGUUCGAAGCCAACCUUCCGAGCACCAUAUCGGCUCAGCCCUACGGAGCUGACCGACAUGAAAAAACAGAUCGAGUAUCUCCUAGCCAAAGGACUCAUCCGGCCAUCCACUUCGCCGUACGGUGCCCCAGUACUCUUCACACCGAAACCGGACGGAAGCCUGCGCAUGUGCAUCGACUACAGAGCUCUUAACAAGCAGACCAUCAAGAAUAAAUAUCCGAUACCGCGAAUCGAUGACCUGCUUGACCAGCUUCGGGGAGCUAUGGUAUUUUCCAAACUGGAUCUUCGUUCCGGAUACUGGCAGAUACGGAUGGCGGACAACUCUAUCCACAAAACUGCUUUCCGAACUCGGUACGGAUCGUACGAGUAUUUGGUCAUGCCAUUCGGACUCACCAACGCGCCGGCAACGUUCCAAGCCGAAAUGAACCACAUUCUACGACCACUUCUGGACGAAUGCGUGGUGGUGUACCUGGACGACAUACUCAUCUACUCGCGCGACAUGAAGCAGCACGUCGAACACCUGCGACGCGUCUUCGAAAUUCUUCGACGGGAACGAUUCUACGUCAAACUGUCCAAGAGCGAAUUCGCCCUUGAAAAGGUCCAAUUCCUAGGACACAUGGUGAGCGCUCAAGGAGUUCACGUCGACCCCAAGAAAGUCGAAGCCGUACGUACGUGGAAGACACCCGAGAACGUGAAGGAGUUGCAGCAGUUCCUAGGCUUCGCUAAUUACUACAACAGGUUCGUGCCACAGUAUGCGAAACUCGCGGCACCACUCACGAAUCUGCUGAAGAAGAACACGCCCUACAAAUGGGAGACGAAGCACCAGGAAGCCGUGGAGCAACUGAAACAAGCAGUGACAUCCGCACCGGUACUCAUCUUGCCAGAUCCCGAACGCGACUACGUAAUCGAAGCUGACGCCAGCGACCAGGCAGUGGGUGCAGUCUUAAUGCAAGACCAAGGGAAUGGACUGCAACCAAUUGCCUACCUCAGCAAGAAACUGCACGGGGCAGAACUCAACUACCCGAUACACGACAAAGAGGCUCUUGCUAUCAUCAUCGCCUUCAAAGCGUGGAGAUGCUAUCUCGAAGGACGAAGAACAACCGUCUACACCGACCACUGCAGCCUGAAAUAUUUGAAGACACAACCCAACCUUUCCAGGCGGCAGGUCCGGUGGAUCGACUUCCUCGAGACACACUUCCACUACGACAUCGUGUACAAGCCCGGCCACAAGAACAAAGCAGACGCUCUCAGCCGGCCUGCACACGUUGCCGCGAUUCAGGUCGAAGGGAUGAAUCCACUACUCAAGGGACUCUUCACCCACGGGUACGCCAUCGACCCCGAAAUUUCCUUGGCAGAAAAGCGACAUCUGCUACAGUGGGACAGUGACAUCGCGUACCGGAAAGGAUCACCGAAAAUCUGGGUACCCAAUUACCCUCCUUUGCGCCAGCUACUACUCGAAGAAUACCACGACGUCCUCUACGCCGGACACUUCGGUAGCAACAAGACGCUCACCGGUAUCGCCAAACACUACUACUGGCCCCAUAUGGCAGACGAUGUCCAGAAAUUCGUCACCUCGUGUGAUACAUGUCAGCGGAUGAAGAGCAGCAAGCAGAAAAAGGCGGGACUACUGCAGCCUCUUCCUGUCCCAGAACAGCCAUGGCAAGUGGUCAGCCUCGACUUCAUCACCGGGUUACCACCUACCUCCAGCAGUCAUGACGCCAUCCUUGUCGUCAUUCACAAGUUCUCCAAAAUGGGACACUUCAUCCCGACACACACGACGGCACGCACCGAGGAGACAGCACAGCUCUUCGUUCGUCACAUCAUCUCACAGCAUGGCAUCCCAACCACACUCAUUUCCGACCGAGACCCCAAGUUCACCAGCAAGUUCUGGAAGGAACUUAUGUCUCUUCUCGGGACCAAACUCGCCAUGUCAUCCGCAUACCAUCCGCAGACAGACGGACAGACCGAGCGCCUCAACCAAAUUGUCACUCCUGUUACCUUCCGCUUACGCCUGCCAGCUACCUGGAAGAUUCACAACACCUUCCACGUCCAACUUCUGAAGCCCUAUCGGGACCCGAACACAAUUUUCGUCGGACGCCAACCGCCGCCGCCACCGCCCGUCCUCGUCCAGAAUGAACCCGAGUACGAGGUCGAGUCCGUGCUCGCACACCGCCGUUGUCGGAAUGGCACUGUGGAGCUUCUCAUCCGUUGGAAGGGUUAUGAUCCUUCUGAGGACAGCUGGGUACCUGAAUCCGACAUGGGUAACGCCCGUCGUCCUCUGCAUGACUACCUUGGGUGAUUAAUAAAGGUAUGGUUCAUUA
Closterium sp. NIES-67 is the source of this 2672-nucleotide messenger RNA. NCBI's taxonomy places the organism in Eukaryota, Viridiplantae, Streptophyta, Zygnematophyceae, Desmidiales, Closteriaceae. The record is from the annotation of a GenBank genome assembly.